AAAAGUAGGACAGACAGCAGGUUGCGCUGAGUCUUUUCCGCAGCCCUUGGUUUGAAGACUCCUACGGCAUCGUAUCUUGCACUUACCUUCCGCUGUCCAAUCCCUUUCUUUUCCCCUGAUUGCAAUAUAGUUUGUAUAAAAUAAUGUCUGCCACAACUGAUGCUAAGCUCAACGAAGAGAAGAACGAGGUGGUUCUGGAAGACGACUUGGAUAAAUCAAAUCUCGAGCAAGCGGAGCCAGUCGACAGUCAAGAUGACCCAGAGCACCACAAGACGGAGAGGAGUUUUGUCAGGAAGUUAGCUUUGACUCUUAUGCCCAUGGUGUGGGUGUUAUAUUUGUUUAAUUAUUUGGAUCGGAAUAACAUCGCUCAAGCGAAGCUGAAUACCUUCGAGAAGGAUUUAGGGCUGGAGGGAAGUGAGUUCAACACAGCUGUGUCGAUCUUGAAUGUUGGGUAA
Molecule: messenger RNA, 455 nt
Organism: Lindgomyces ingoldianus
Lineage: Eukaryota; Fungi; Ascomycota; Dothideomycetes; Pleosporales; Lindgomycetaceae
Exons: 2
Coding region: 144-455 (103 amino acids)
Cellular component (GO): membrane
Molecular function (GO): transmembrane transporter activity
Source: RefSeq, a predicted model, not a curated record